This is a messenger RNA of Melampsora larici-populina 98AG31, 1737 nucleotides long. RefSeq lists its product as uncharacterized. Lineage: Eukaryota; Fungi; Basidiomycota; Pucciniomycetes; Pucciniales; Melampsoraceae. Bases 164 to 1453 code for a protein of 429 amino acids. The transcript is spliced from 4 exons. Gene Ontology annotation, biological process: lipid metabolic process. The record is from RefSeq and is a predicted model, not a curated record.
CAUUUGUGAAGAUGCAGUAUGUACGUUGUACUUCAAAAGGGAAAACGGGUGCCAAGGGAUGCCGUGUUGAUUUGUAUUCAUUCAUAUAUAAGCGUGGUUUCGAUAACGAUCAUAUUCAAUCUGUAGUUUUUUUAUCUGCUUGAGACUUGACUGGGUAUAAAAGAUGGUGAUCGAUGAAGAAAGUUGUGUGACACCAACUCCGCGUCUAUUUCUCCACUUCCUCCCAAUUUUACUUCAAUGCAGUUUACUUUAUCCAGGUCUAUCUCCACAACCUUUGAUUCGUUGGAUCAGGAUUCUUUUACUGCCACUCAACUUAUACGUUUGUUACUCGGCUGUUAAACGAUAUUGUUGGAGACCAUUGGACGACGCAAGUGGAUCGAAUUUAUUACUCAGUUCUCAAGCUAUGCAUCACGCUUUUAGAUCGAUCGAAUGGGCUGCUUCUAAGGGUCCAUACUUCACUCAUCGAUUCGCUUGGCCUGAUCCUGUGGCUUCAAAUUCGGAAGGAAAAGAUAAAAAUGACGAUCAGAAUUCAUCUCCUCAGCGGCGGCCUCUUCGACUUUGGUCUUGGUUCACUUGGUCACUUCUGGCUUACACAUCGCAUCGUGGCUCCCACUUCACUUGGGGCCUUCAUUCUGAACCGUGGUCACAAAUCGCGGUUCCGACUUUUUUCGAUCUCAUUCGUCGACUUCUGAUCAUUCAUGCACUCUUCGUACCCUCCUUAGCUUAUGCUAUUCUCGACCGUGAUCGUGGUGUGGGAUGGUGGGCCCCUAAUCAUUCUAUCUUGACAGGCCUCCUGUCUAAUCUCACCUUCGGUAUCACUAUCAUGGGAUCAAUGGAACUCUAUUAUAUCGUAUUCUCUCUUAUUGCCCGAGGACUUCAUGCACUUCCCCUCAACUGGCCAGCCUGGUCGGCUUACUGGUCUCCUCAAGCUUUUGCUCCCAACCUCUUCAAACAGCCUCAUCGUGCGCGCUCAAUGGCCGAAUUUUGGGGUCGUGGCUGGCACGCCAUGUUUCGUUGGCCAUUCCUUGUUACUGGUCAACUCAUUGUCAAACCAUUCACUGCUCUCGGAAUGUUAAGUGGCCGAGGAAAGCGAAUCGCGAUCCUCUUUGCUACCUUCUUCUGUUCAGGUCUCUAUCAUGACUUUGCCAUGUGGGGAAUUGCAUACUCACCAUCCCAUCCUAAUCCAUUUAAACCGAGUCUAACUUCAUUCAUACAUACUCCAAUGGCAUAUUUCACAAUGCAACCUAUCGCUAUCCUCAUUGAACCCUUCUUUCUUCCUCACUUGUCACCCUUCUUUCAAACCAUUUGGGUUUAUACCUUCACCUUGAUCUCAGUCACUGGUUUUAGAAAAUCCUUUUUUGGUAAAGGUAGAAUGAUUUCUGGUCCACCUUCAAUAGAAGAAUGGGGUUGGCGUGAAGCUGGCAUACCUGCAUAUCUGUUAACUCAUCUUUGAUCUUGGUUUUUACUUUUUAAUGAUCACACGUCACUUUGAAUUGGAUUGUGAAAAAGUAAAAUAAUAAACUUUCUUUUUGGAUGAUUCUGUGAUUUAUCUUGUCAUGAUCCUACAAUGGAUUUUGUUUGCAUUGAAUUCUUUUUCAAAUUUACAAGAUGUUUGAAAUAUCGCUUGUUUUCUAAGGACUCAUUUUCUUUCACUUCAUAGUUGUUAACUUUGGUUAGUUUUCUCAUCCAUUUGAAAGGAAAUCCCCCUUCCCUUCAAUUAUGAUAGGAUUCCCUAAA